Molecule: messenger RNA, 1602 nt
Organism: Pestalotiopsis fici W106-1
Lineage: Eukaryota; Fungi; Ascomycota; Sordariomycetes; Amphisphaeriales; Sporocadaceae
Exons: 5
Coding region: 1-1602 (533 amino acids)
Biological process (GO): transmembrane transport
Molecular function (GO): transmembrane transporter activity
Source: RefSeq, a predicted model, not a curated record
AUGACUGUGGAGCUCGGCCCCGUGGCUGAGGUCAACCCGGCUCGAUCGCCCCCGUCUGAAUCUCUUGGCGACGUCAAGGUCGAGGCCGCCGUCACGGUUGACUCUGACCGCACGCCAGAUGACAGCGAUGAUGCCGCCUCAGCGCACAGCAGUCUGCGUCCCGCGCCUCUGAAAUGGAAGUUGGCGGCAAUUGUUCUCGUCACUGCUAUCGGAUUUGGGUCCCAGUGGAGUAGCGGAAUCACGGGCGCCAUGAAGACCACCAUCAAAAAGGAACUGAACAUUGAUAACACCCAGUUUGCCCUGCUGGAAGCAAGCGAGGAUUUCAUGGUCACGGCGCUGAUGCUGGUUAGUGGCAUUGUCACGGACCGUAUCGGUGUAGGGGCCAUGUUGUACGGCAACGCGAUUUACUCGAUUGGAUCAAUUCUUGUGGCUGCAGCGGCGCAAACUCGUUCCUACAAAUUCAUGGUCGGUGGCCGCGUUGUGCGAGCCCUCGGAGACAUCGCCACUCAAGUCGCGCAAUACAAGGUCUUUUCAUCUUGGUUUGCCCCGGGCAACGGAUUCGCCUCAACUCUAGGUUUCGAGCUGGGCAUCGGCAAGAUUGGCGCCUUUGCAGGAAAGUCGUCGGCAAAUAUCAUUGCCGCGCGGACCGGAGAUUUUGCCUGGGUAUUUUGGGUUGCCGUGUUCAUGAACAUUUUUACCAAUGUCAUGACUGGUGUCUUUUACUGGUUUACCAAGAUCGCCAACAGAAAGUUCCACGGCGUCAAGGACCCCUCGACUGGCCAGAUUCUGAAAGAAAAGUCGAAAAAGUUUGAAAUCAGAAAGGUUCUCGAGCUUCCAUGGGCUUUUUGGUGUAUUCAGGCAUUCUCGCUUUUCGAGACGAGCACAGCCAUUGUGUACCUCCAAAAUGCAACAGAGAUUGCAGAACAAAGGUUCAACGUCGGCUCCAUCACCGCGGGCUGGUACAGUGCUACAUCUCAAUAUGCUGGAUUUUUCAUCGUCCCGCUUCUUGGCGCCUUUCUCGACUUGUUUGGCCAGCGUAUAUCAGUUUUGCUCUUUUGCGGUGUCGGCAUGUUCACUUCGAUGCUGGUGCUGUGCUUUGGCAGUAACGUGACUGGUGCGGCUGCUUCAUUGGGCGUGUUUGCCUUUGCAUACUGUUUUGGUCCCACCACCAUCAUCGAUAGCAUCCGAACAUCGAUUUGGGAUCCGUCGGUGUUUGGGUCGGCAUACGCCUUGAAGAUUACCAUGAACAAUGCUAUGAAUAUCGUCGUCCGAGUCAUCACUGGCGUGAUACAAGAUCGGGAUAACAACUCGUAUGAUAACGUUGUCAUUGUGUACGCCAUCCUCGCUGGUAUCUCGGUUGUUGUAUCAAUCAUCCUGGCCAUCACGGCUCGACUGAAUGUGGACCUGGGCCACCUCCAAUGGACUCGCAAACAGCGGAUGGCACGGACUGCCAUCCUCCAGGAGCGAAGAAGGCGAUUUGCCGAGGAAAACGGGCCAAGAAACAGAAAAAUAUCCAUGGCUUGCUUUGUGGCUUGUCUUUUUCUCAUUCUAGGAAGCUGGUGUGGGUAUUUCUGGGGAGUUGCAACGGGGAAUAACGAGUGA